This is a messenger RNA of Drosophila melanogaster (fruit fly), 1257 nucleotides long. RefSeq names its product NAD-dependent methylenetetrahydrofolate dehydrogenase (gene Nmdmc). The transcript has 3 exons. Lineage: Eukaryota; Metazoa; Arthropoda; Insecta; Diptera; Drosophilidae. Gene Ontology annotation, cellular component: mitochondrion. The record is from RefSeq and is marked reviewed. Bases 179 to 1108 code for a protein of 309 amino acids. Gene Ontology annotation, molecular function: methenyltetrahydrofolate cyclohydrolase activity; methylenetetrahydrofolate dehydrogenase (NADP+) activity; methylenetetrahydrofolate dehydrogenase (NAD+) activity.
UUUUAAAUAUUCCAAAGCGACAAGUGUGAAACCAAGUUCUUUUAUAGAAUACUUUAAACAAAAAGUGUUGCAAUAUUUAACGAGCUUAAAAGUAUAUUAGUGCAAUAAACUCUAAUAGGACAUCAGAUAUUAUUCAACAGAUCAAACGUUUUCAGUUAUUAAAAGAACUCGAUUCAAAAUGCGAUUCACAAGCAACAUGGCUCAAAUUAUCGAUGGCAAGGCCAUAGCCCAGGAGGUGCGCACCCAACUAGCACACGAGCUCAAGGGAAUGGAGGCUGCUGGCUAUCCGAAGCCCCAUCUCACGGCCGUCAUUGUGGGCGAGGAUCCGGCUAGCGAGAAGUAUGUGGCUAACAAGAUGGUCGCCUGCCGGGAGGUGGGCAUCUCCAGUGAGACCAAGAGAUUGCCCGCCUCUACCACGCAGGAGGAGCUGCUGCAACUGAUUGCCGAUCUGAACAAGGAUCCCCAGGUCACGGGGAUACUGGUGCAGCUGCCGGUACCCGAGCACAUCAAUGAGCGCACCAUCUGCAAUGCCGUCGAUGUGGACAAGGAUGUGGAUGGCUUCAAUGAGGUCAACAUCGGACGCACGGCUCUGGACAUGGAGGCCAAUAUUCCGGCCACGCCGCUGGGAGUCAAGCGACUGUUGGAGCAUAUGAAAAUCGAAACUCUCGGUCGUAACGCCGUUGUGGUGGGACGCUCCAAGAAUGUCAGUCUACCGAUGGCAAUCUUGCUGCACGCGGAUGGCAAGUAUGCCACCAAGGCAAUGGAUGCCACGGUGACCAUCUGCCACAGGUAUACACCGCCCAAGGAACUGGCUCGCCAUUGCCGCCAAGCGGAUAUCAUUGUGGUCGCAGUGGGAAAGCCGGGUUUGAUCACCAAGGACAUGGUUAAGCCCGGAGCCUGUGUCAUCGACGUGGGCAUCAACCGCAUCAAGGAUGAGAGCACUGGCCAGUUUAAGCUGGUCGGAGACGUGGACUUUGAAGAAGUUCGCCAGGUCGCCGGCCACAUCACUCCUGUGCCCGGCGGAGUUGGUCCCAUGACGGUGGCCAUGCUGAUGCACAACACGCUGAAGGCAGCCAGGAAGCAGUUCGAUGAUCGCAAGUCCUCCUGAAGAUUCACCAGUAACUAUCGUGCUUCGCUGGCCGAGAAAUAGUAUUUUUAUUUAAUCCCCUAAACCUAUAUUAGAUAGUAAAGUUACUGACCACAAGCUAACAUGACAUAAACCCACAUAUUUUGCUAUAUAAACAGAAAUAAUGAAAU